CGGAUAUUCCGUACGGGAGCGUCCCCUCUUUUCUCCCCGGGCCCUAAUCCUCUUCGUCGUCGUCGUCGUCCUCCUCACAUACCUCUCUCGUUCCCGAGCUCCCUCACCUCUCCAAUGGCCGAUGGGGGAGAUGACGCCGACGAGGCGGCGGCGGAGCUCACCGACAAGCAGAAGAAGGAGAUCGCCAAAUGGUUUCUCACCAACGCCCCCGCCGGAGAGAUCAACUACGUCGCCAAAGAUAUACGUUCGCUUCUCGGCAACGAUCGUGUCUACGAGGCGGCGGCGGCCGAGGCGUUCCCGAUUUACAACAAGAGCCAUUUGGUCGCGCUCGAGAUGCCCGAUAGGAGCGGCGAUGUAAUCAUUACGCCCUAUGGAGAACUUGACAAAUGCAAUUACUUUGAUCCCAGGACGAUGCAGGUUGCUACUGUGGAUCAUAUGAAGCAGGUUUGCACAAAAGUUAGAGCCGCUACAGAUGAAGAGCUUCCAUCUUCGUAUGUUGAGGAGUUUCGGAUUGCCUUGGAUAAUGAACUAGUGAAGUAUGUUAGUGAGACAUAUCCAAAAGGAAUAUGUGCAGUCUAUUGCACUGGUGGAAAACAUGUUGAAGGACCAGGAGCUGACUUUGGGUUUGCAAUAAUUAUUUCUGCCGCUAAGCAUAGCCCACAAAAUUUCUGCAAUGGUAGCUGGCGCUCAAGUUGGAGUGUAGAUUUCAAGGAUGAUUUGCAACUCGUGGAAUUGAAAGGAAAGAUGCAGGUAGGUGCCCAUUAUUUUGAGGAAGGAAACGUGCAACUAGAUGCAAAUAAUGAGUGCAAGGACUCCACCAUAUUUCAGUCCCCUGAAGAUUGUGCUAUUUCAAUAACCAACAUGAUACGCCAUCGUGAGACUGAGUAUAUGACAUCUCUUGAGGCAUCUUAUUUAAAUUUACCUGACACCACUUUCAAGGAUCUUCGGAGAAAACUUCCAGUUACUCGCACUCUUUUUCCUUGGCAUAGUACUUUCCAAUUCAGCCUGAAUAGAGACCUUGCCAAAGAUCUCGGGAUUGGAAAGUGAAGGUGAGAAAAGAUUAAAAAAAAAAAAAAAAACCCGAAGGAAAGAAAUCGGCUUUCACUUAACAUUUUCACCUCCAGGCUUCUGUUUCUUGCGAAGUGUCAGAAAAUUUGACCUCUUGGGUCAUACCUUAGUUCUUCGAAAGCUGGAUCUAGCUCUUUUCAAGGUCAUGGGUUAAAAGUGAUGUCUAUGUUGAAUUACAACCAUUCGGCCUUGUAAGAAUCUCUCAUGUGAAUGUAUAUUGGAUACAGCACACAUCAUUUUCUUGUGAAUCUAUUGUAUCGAGAUUUUAUGUGCUUCAAAGCAGUGAAAGUUGCAUGGCAUGUUGUGUGAA
Molecule: messenger RNA, 1378 nt
Organism: Ananas comosus (pineapple)
Lineage: Eukaryota; Viridiplantae; Streptophyta; Magnoliopsida; Poales; Bromeliaceae
Product: F-actin-capping protein subunit alpha
Exons: 10
Coding region: 115-1047 (310 amino acids)
Biological process (GO): actin cytoskeleton organization; barbed-end actin filament capping
Cellular component (GO): F-actin capping protein complex; actin cortical patch
Molecular function (GO): actin filament binding
Source: RefSeq, a predicted model, not a curated record